This is a messenger RNA of Camelus dromedarius (Arabian camel), 2280 nucleotides long. RefSeq lists its product as uncharacterized. The transcript has 4 exons. Bases 48 to 1850 code for a protein of 600 amino acids. The record is from RefSeq and is a predicted model, not a curated record. Lineage: Eukaryota; Metazoa; Chordata; Mammalia; Artiodactyla; Camelidae.
ACCAGCCCUCCCUCUGUGCCUUUGUGGCCCCGUCCCCUGCUGUGACCAUGGAGACUCUCAGCAGCUGCCGGACUGCCUUCCUCUCUGAGCUUGUGCCCAGUGGUUACCUGGCUCAGGUCUUCCCAGGCUGCUCUGAAGUAGAAGACCUGGCUGGGGAGGUGGUGCUGGAGAAGUCUGAGCAGUGUGACCAGGAUGACUUGAGUCCCAAGGAUGAGAAUGGUCAGAACAAGAAAAAAACCAAAGUCAACAAGAUCUGGAAUUUUGUGAGCCGCAGAAAAGUUGCCUCCAAUCAGGGGAAGCGCCCCCAGUCCAUGAUUUUAUUGGGAGACACUUCAAGACCAUCAGAGUUGAAGCCCAAAGUCACAUUAAUGGAUCGAAUGAAGUCAUUCAAGAGGUUGAAACCUUUGACUGGGGCCUCCAAGAAUACUCCUCCUAGGAGGAACAAGGCCCAGCAACCCCAAGAGAUUCCAGGUAUGUACCAGAUGAGAAAGGCCCAGGAGGCUCCAAAGCCUUUCCGCUAUUCUUACUCAGGCCACAUUGAAAGCCUGGAGCCCUUCCUUGUAGAUGUGCAGAAGCUAGUGCAUGCCCCCAAGAGGAUGAACCAGAAAGUACUGGCCUUCAAUGACUUUGGUAUCCAAGUGGAGGAGGAUUCCUGGGAGGAAGAGUCCCCUAACCAGCCUGGUAGGGGCAGGCAGGCCAAAAGCUACCAGAAAAGCAUGUUACCUGGGGACCUUGAGGCCCCAUACACAUUAGCUGGAGAAUCCAGAAUCCAGGAACUUGAGGCUGCCAUUGAGGGCUCAACCUUGGAAGGGAACAUGGAAGGGGGUUACAAGGAGGGCCCUGGGCACCUGCACCGAGACAAGACUAUGCCUUUUGGUAGUGUUGUCAAGUUCUUCAGCAAUGUGGCUGAGGUGGCCCGAAAGUGGCGUUCAUUCUCCCGAGAUGAGUUGCAGAUGGGCAGACGCCGAGGCGAGGCCUACUUCAUCAGUGGUGACAGUGAAGACUUCAUUCUGGAGAGUAUAGCCUCCCGAGCCAACUUCCCACUCAGCCUGCCCUGCCACCCCUCUGAGGCUGUGUUGUGGGGCAGUGUCAUUGGGAGGCACCAGCGCCACCACCACAAGGCUUCACAAGCCUCAUUCACCUUUAAAAUGAGCGCAGAGGGCAAGGAGACUUUGGACCAUGCCCUCACAGUUCCCUGCACUGCUGCUACCUUGGUCUCAACUUCAACCUCAGCUGUCUUCAAGUUCCAGGAUGAUCCGACACCAAAGAAUGGCUGUAGCUUCCACUAUGGCCAUGCCUUCACUAGGGAGCACUCUUCCUCUAAAGAGCUUGAUGAAGACACUGAGACCGUGGUCAGCUUCCUGAAAGAAGAUGACAGUGUUGGAGAGUCCCCUGAGCUGGGCAUUUGUGCCAAGAGGAUGACCACCAAAGCGGUCAUGGAGAAGCUAAAAGACAAGCCCAAUGAGAUGGAGGAGCAGGAUACCCACAGGGGACCUGUGGGGUCCACCCAGGCAGGGCAGCCUCAGGAUUCUGACUUAGAUAUAGGAGCAGCAGAUGCAGAGAGAGAAGCCAGCAAAGCUUGUGCUGGAGUCCCCAGUACUCAGACUUUCUCUCCCCCAGCUGAACCAUCACCAAGGACUCCACCCCUCAAAAUCCUCCUGGAAAAAUGUCACUCUCUGCCCAUCUCACAGAGCUUUCCCAGAGAGCUAGAUCAAGUGGGCUGGAGGAGACCUAGGAAGCUUUUCACAGGUAACUUGGACCAGGGCUCCAAGACACUAGAAACCUGCAAGAACAUUGGUGGAUACUUGAAGGCCCAGAGACAAGGAAACAAGCACAUUAAUGAAUUCUAGGCUCCAUGUAUAAAGCUGGAUGAAGAGAGAGUGAAGGGACCCUGAGGAGAGCCACAAAUGGCAUUGGAAAAUAAGACCAUCAAAGAAAGAUUAAAGAAGCUGGGGUUGUUUAACUUGGAGAAGAGGAGACUGUGGGGUGAUUGAAAAAUGGUCUUCAAAAGCAUUACAGUUGUCCUUUGUCUCCAGAGACUGGAACAAGAGAAAAUGGAUUGUCUUUAAUAUAAAGGAUUUGAGAUAAACAUAAUGCAACAUUUUUUGACAUUGAGAGCUGUUCAACUUUGAGUUGAAUGAGAGAAGAGUCUCGGAACUUUCUUCUCCAGAGCUCUUUCACAUGAGAUAGAUUUCUGCCUAUCCGGGAGAAUGUCAGAAUGCAUUUGAAAUUAGAGAGUGGCUGAUUUGCAUCUUUAAGUUCCCUUCUCUCCCUACCAAG